Raphanus sativus (radish) is the source of this 525-nucleotide messenger RNA. RefSeq lists its product as uncharacterized. NCBI's taxonomy places the organism in Eukaryota, Viridiplantae, Streptophyta, Magnoliopsida, Brassicales, Brassicaceae. The transcript is spliced from 3 exons. The coding region runs from base 90 to 416 and encodes 108 amino acids. Gene Ontology annotation, molecular function: metal ion binding. The record is from RefSeq and is a predicted model, not a curated record.
GACCAUAUAAAAGAACCCUUUACAUACACGAAUAAACAGAUACAUUUACAGCAAGCCGGCCUUGUGGGACGCAAAUAAAGGAGCCGGCGAUGCAGGCCAUGCGGCUGCGUACCCUCAUGCUCUGUGAGGAACUCUCACUUCCAUCGUUUCAAGUUAUAGUGAUAAACGCAGAUGUGGGAUGUGUCCAUUGUCAAGACAGAGUCUCUAAGAUUGUCUCCAAGAUGACCGGCAUUGAAGAAUACACAGUUGAUGUGAAGAACAAGCAGGUCAUGGCACGAGGUGACUUCAAACCACGUUUGGUUUCUCAUCAUCUCGCCUCUCAAACUCUCUCCCAAAAAGCCAAACGUUUUUUUCGACCACUAAACGUCUUCCUUCGCUCAAUUUUUUGCAAUUGUCUAUGUCCAAAGACAUUUUAAAUUAUCUCGUAACUCAUCACACUAAUUAAUAGUGGUGCAAAGUAAUUAAUAUCAUUGCAGGAUGAUGGUAUGUAUCACACAUAAAUCACAUGGUCAAUAUUUAUUUAUA